Cladophialophora bantiana CBS 173.52 is the source of this 555-nucleotide messenger RNA. RefSeq lists its product as uncharacterized. The transcript has a single exon. Lineage: Eukaryota; Fungi; Ascomycota; Eurotiomycetes; Chaetothyriales; Herpotrichiellaceae. The record is from RefSeq and is a predicted model, not a curated record. Bases 1 to 555 code for a protein of 184 amino acids.
AUGGCCGCAUAUGUCUGGAAUCCCGAUGCCACCUUCCGAAUCACUGACAGUGUCAGGGGCGACAUUAUCUGUAUCGGCCGAACAUUUAGAAGAUUUCAUUCUCGAUGUGCUUGGGGCAUCAGGGAAGAAUCUCCUUCCAAUGCGGCGACGGUUCGUAACCUACUCGGUGUCAUGGGUGCGAAUCCCCCUACCCUCGUGACCGGUCAGCAAUUAGAGAUGCUUGCCCGCCAUUGCCUAUGCUCUUACCACCAGAGACAAAUUUCGCAAGCCACAUCGGAACUCAGAGGGCAUCUUGCUGUGGCUGUUCAGGCAUACGAACAGUACAACGACGUGAAACGACGGUAUGAGGUGCUCCGCGGUGCAUUGGUUCGACUUCUUGGGCUUCAGGAUGGUGGCCAGUCCGAUGAGGACUUGGUCCUUCAAAUUAAAUGUCUAAUCGUUCUUGCGGGAGAGUUUGCGCCCGAGGCUGGCGAUGUCAGAAGUCUAGUCAUUCUUGCGCAACAGUUUGUGCUUGAGGCUGUCGAUCAGUCUGAUGAAGAGAUGUCUUCAGUCUAG